AUGAUGUCUCCACACAUUUGCUGGAGCCAAUAUUUGCAAAUUAAGCGAAGCAAGGCGAAAACAAAAGACUGCAAGGGGAUGCCGACACGCACUGCCUCCCGGGCGUCAAGAAGUGCUUCACGAGGGCAGAGACGGACAAAAUCACCCGCUAAAGCGAACGGGCGCGUGAGCGGCAAUGGCGCCAGCCUCACUGAAGAGGCGCUUACGGUGGAGGCGAUCCUCGCCGGUAGGCCGAGCACAGCCAGCUGCAGGAGCUCCCCGUGGGGCAUGUGGACUGCCAUUGUCCUCCUGGAGGUGGUGGCUUUUGUCUGGUUGAAGUGGGCGAUGGACAUCUACGGCGUCUACCGCCUGGCAAGGUCGUAG
Messenger RNA from Trypanosoma cruzi, 363 nucleotides. RefSeq lists its product as uncharacterized. Lineage: Eukaryota; Euglenozoa; Kinetoplastea; Trypanosomatida; Trypanosomatidae. The coding region runs from base 1 to 363 and encodes 120 amino acids. The record is from RefSeq and is a predicted model, not a curated record. The transcript has a single exon.